AUGAUAGAUCCCAUCGAUCCGAUCUUGCGAAGAAUUGGGAGUGCGUGUCGCUUGACUUGCACGUGUUCGGUGGAGAAUUGGUGCAGUGCCCCGCCUGGGGUGAAAUCGAAAAACCGGUCGCCUUCCAUCGAUGAAAGCUCCCCUGCGGAAGUCUGGAACGUGAAGGAAGAGAAGGAAGCAGUGGAAGCGCCGGAAGAGAGUCGCCCGCGCAGCUUGGCGACGCGGAUGUCCACCUUCAACUUCUCCAUCAUCCGCGCGACCAAGACGACAAGGUCCAAGCCCUCAGAGAACAAGAAGAAGCCCC
Molecule: messenger RNA, 304 nt
Organism: Durusdinium trenchii
Lineage: Eukaryota; Dinophyceae; Suessiales; Symbiodiniaceae
Source: the annotation of a GenBank genome assembly